Messenger RNA from Aspergillus heteromorphus CBS 117.55, 676 nucleotides. RefSeq lists its product as uncharacterized. The transcript has a single exon. The record is from RefSeq and is a predicted model, not a curated record. Bases 1 to 585 code for a protein of 194 amino acids. Lineage: Eukaryota; Fungi; Ascomycota; Eurotiomycetes; Eurotiales; Aspergillaceae.
AUGAAAACCACCAUCCCCGCUGCAUUCGCUGCUCUGGCAUCGCUGGUCGUGGCCACCCCCACUCCAGCAGCCCCCCUGGUUGCGCGGGCCUGCACCACCAUUGCGCCCACCAUCAUCGAUGUCCUGGAUAGCUCGACCCCAAACACAGCAAGGCCUGGAGAGGACUUGUCCCUGGCUCGCAGCGCGAGCGCCAACACUCGAGUAUCUGCAUUCACCUUCAACAACAUCCCCGCGGGUGCCACGGGCUGCAUGCUCGAGAUCGACAUCCCAGUCCUGACGGAGAAUAACGAGAUUGCCGAGGGAAGCUCCCAGGCCGACAUCUGGACCACCAGUCCCUGGGACUCCAGCUCCCUUCCCACCUGGAACAACCAGCCGACUCUCCAGGCCAUGGUCAGCACCUUUAUCUUCCCCACAGGCCAAACCUCGAGCCCCUUCCAUACGGUCUUAGCGUCUAACUCUUGCUCGUCCACGAUGAGCUUCCUGGCACGGCUGUCAACAUGGCAGACCACUGAGGGACACGUCGACUUCCAGAAUUCCAUCGGGGGGAGCCAGCCUAUUGGUUGGAGUUUGGUCUUCAACUGCUGAUGUAGCCACUGAUCGGGGACAAGUAUUUUGGGUGGAUGUUGGAAGUUUCGUUGGGGAUAAUGGGCUGCUUGUUGUUGGAUCGGCAGCUUUC